Messenger RNA from Scaptodrosophila lebanonensis, 499 nucleotides. RefSeq names its product small integral membrane protein 4 (gene sloth1). Lineage: Eukaryota; Metazoa; Arthropoda; Insecta; Diptera; Drosophilidae. The transcript has 2 exons. The coding region runs from base 203 to 427 and encodes 74 amino acids. The record is from RefSeq and is a predicted model, not a curated record.
AUGAAACACGCACGCGAAUUCUGCACUUAAGAGUGUGGAGGAAAUUGUAAAAAGUAAUGUUUUAGAGGGUACCAGCAGGAUUUUGCGUUUCUCUGGUAAUACGAACAUCAACAGGCAAUAUUUGCCACUUUCUAACCGCGCCUUUAUCGGAUUUUGAAGCAGCGAAUGCUGCGUGCGUUGCUGCCGCUUAUAUAACUACCCAAUGAGUUUGUAUAGUAGGUCCUUGCGACGUCUGCUCGACAGUUGGCCCGGCAAGCAACGCUUCGGUGUAUACAGAUUCCUGCCGCUGUUCUUCGUCCUGGGUGCGGCACUGGAGUUCUCCAUGAUCAAUUGGACCGUGGGGGAGACGAAUUUCUACCGCACUUUCAAGCGCCGCCAAGCUAAGAAUUACGUAGAGGAGCAUUCGUCCCAGACGAAUUCGGCCUAAUAAUGCCCGCGGGCGUAUCCUGGGGACAGUACUUGAAAUUUCUAGGCAGUGCCAUGGUGGCCAUGAUGGCCG